AUGACUUCGCUACCCAUAGCGGUCAUUGUUGGAGAAGGUGAAGCACAGCGAACAUUCUACGUCUCCGAGGAUGCUCUGCUGCGGAACUCCGGCUACUUUCUGGCUGCCUGCAAGGGACAGUGGCGCGGUGGCAACGAUGGCCAGAGCAUACCAUUGCCGGACGACGAUCCAGCUGCCUUCGAAGCCUUCGCUCGUUUCGCAUAUCAUGGCUACAUUUUCCCUGUCAUUUCUGCCGUGACCACUAGCUACAUUGCAAGUGACAACCAGCCAGGCCGUGACGCCUUCUGCAAUGAAGUUGACUUUCUGGCUUCCUGCUGGAUUCUUGGCGACAAAUUGCUAGCUACCGAGUUUAAGGACGCUGCUCUGGACGCCCUCGUUGAUCCCCUCAAUAAAGCGUGCCGGGUACCCGCUGGGGUACACGGCCGUGUAUACACCUCUACAGCUGGACCCAAUGGGCUACGCCGCUUGUUAGUUGAUGUAGCAGUCUACAAGUGGCCAAACGACAUCUUAUUGGAGGAUAGAGCAGGGCAGCGAUACUGGGAGUUGUUCAGGAAUGUGGCGGCAAGGUAUAAAGAGCUGGGGGGUACUGUAAUCGAAGGCAAUGGGCCGAUCUAUGACGGUGGUUGUUGGUAUCAUGAUCACGGUGACGGGGAGUGCUAUCGGUCGAAGACUCGUACUAGGGAGGUUUAG
This is a messenger RNA of Recurvomyces mirabilis, 690 nucleotides long. RefSeq lists its product as uncharacterized. Bases 1 to 690 code for a protein of 229 amino acids. The record is from RefSeq and is a predicted model, not a curated record. NCBI's taxonomy places the organism in Eukaryota, Fungi, Ascomycota, Dothideomycetes, Mycosphaerellales, Teratosphaeriaceae. The transcript has a single exon.